UUCUUAUUCACUAUUUCUCUUCAUUUUUUAUUUCAAUCAAUGCGCGUUAAAAUUUCGUUAUUUUAUUUAUCAGUUCGUAUAAUCUGUAGUUACACUAGUUUAUAUCUUGAUUCUGUUUGAAAAAAAUGGGAUUUUUGUUUUGUUUUGAGAUGGUUAUUUUUUGUUUUGUUUUUACGGUUUUUAUGUCGUAACCGAACCACCAAUGCCGUCUACGACAACCUCAACGAAGCGGUGCUGUGUAUUGGAACCACAUUACUGUGGUUAAUCCGAAACGUUGAAUUCUACAUGGUGAAAAAUCUUUUAGAAAAAGGUUUCUUAGGUCUGUGCGAUUAAGGGAAGCAUCUUUAUUGCAUGCACUGAGUUGUCGGAUUCUUGGUGUGAAUAUUUAUUCACUCCUCGUUGAUGUUUCUUCGGUGUUAUGCUUGGAAUCAGAAAGAGUGAUUAGCCGGAGAAACAGACCAGUUAGUAAUGGAAUGUUCCGAAGAUGGUGCCUUAAGGGUGAAAAAGAUGGCAGAGAAGAGGUUUUUACAGGAUAACUUUGGGGUUGCAAAACUACUUGCAACGAAGGCUCGGUCCCUGAAUCCCAAUAUUGAUGGCAUCAAUGAACUUCUGGCUACCAUUGAUGUGUAUAUAGCUGCUGAAAAAAAAGUUGGGGCAGAUGUAAAUUGGUACGAGGUACUUGGGGCACAGCCCUUGGAUGAUGAUGAUACAAUUCGGAGAUGUUACAGGCAGAAGGCUCUUACUCUGCAUCCGGAUAAAAACAAGUCGGUGGGUGCAGACGGUGCAUUUAAGCUGGUCUCUCAGGCUUGGACUGUAUUAUCUGAUAAAACUAAGAGAGCCGCCUUUGAUCAGAAGUGCCACUUAUGGGAGUCCUUCAAAAGGAUUAGUGGUGGUAUACCUCAGAAUAGUUUGUUUGAUACUGUUAACCUUGGUGGGAAACCGUCUGAGCCUGCUACUCGUGGUGGUUUGUUUAAUGCUGCUAACCGGAAGGACAGAGAUCUCACGAGUGGCGCUCAUGCCAAUCCUACUCCAAGACCUCCUGUAUCUGCUCGAUAUAAUAGUUUGUUUAAUUCUGCUACCGUGAAGGACAUAGAUCAUACGAGUGCUGCUCACACCAAUCCUUCUCCAAAAGCCCCUAUUGAUAAACCGACUUCAUUUUGGACUGUGUGCAGUUUCUGCAGGACACAUUACGAGUACUUUACUGUUUAUAAAAACUGCAAUAUUGUUUGUGCCGGCUGCAAGAAGCCAUUUUUUGCUUCUGAGACACCACCCCCGCCUUUAAUUGCUAAUGCUUCACCCACUUCAAGAGCUGCUUUGUUGAAGCAGCAUAAGUUCAACUCAACCGGAUUGGUAAGAAACAACCAUGUCUCAAGUAGGACACUGAACUUUGCCGGAAAUUCCAGUGGACAGACAUCAGUUUCUACUGUUUCUGGGGCUCUUGGUCAUUUUAAUAGGCCAUCUGUGAAUUUGAAGAGAAGGCAUGAAGAUUCGACACCUCUCAUGAGUGAGGAGACACAUUUAGGGAAAACUCAUGUUUUUGAAAGAACUGUUGCAGGUUCAGAUUUUCAGCCUUCUUUGAAAAAAAGGUGCCCAGGUGAACAUAAAGUUGAUAGUGAUAGACUAGGCAUGGAAGCUGAAAUGGCAUCAAAAAAAGGAAUAAGCUCUACCAAUGUGUCUGGGUCUCUGAAGAAUAGUUUUGAUGCAGGAAAGGUUAGUGCUUCCGGAAAUUCCAGACGAAAUGGUAUUAGGGACAUGUCUCAGCAGAAUAUGAAGAACAUCUUGGCAGAAAAGGCUCGGAAGGUGAUUUGUAAGAAACUUGAUGAGUGGAAGGAGAGUAGUAGAAAGCUUGAUGAAUGGAAGGCGAUUCGUAAGACGCUUGAUGAACGGUAUCCGUCUUCUACAUUAAAGAAUACUGGUGCAGAAGUCAAAGUGAAGGAGAAGGAAAAGGCUAUUAAUGGUGUGAAGCCUGGUCCAAAAGAAAUCGUUGUUUCUGAGACCAACAACUCUAUCUCUGCUGUUUCAGAGGUGCCUCUUUCUGUCACAAUGAGUGUUCCAGAUCCAGAUUUCCAUGACUUUGAUGGGGAUCGAGUUGAAGACUCUUUUGAUGAGAACCAAGUGUGGGCUGUAUAUGAUGAUGAAGAUGGAAUGCCACGCUACUAUGCCUUUAUCCACAGUGUGAUCUCAAAGAAUCCAUUCCAAAUGAAGAUAACCUGGCUGAGCUCUAAAACCAAUGAUGAGUUUGCACCAAUAAGGUGGGUCGGUUCUGGCUUUCCAAAAACCACCGGGGAUCUUCGACUAGGCAAGCGUGUAAUCAGCAGCAAUCUGAAUUCUUUCUCGCACAGGGUUAAGUGGACAAAAGGUCCAAAAGGAAUUUUCCGUAUAUAUCCCAAGAAAGGGGAUGUUUGGGCUUUAUAUCAGAACUGGUCCCCUGAUUGGGAUGAACUUACUAAAGAUAAUGUCAUACAUCAAUACGAAAUGGUGGAAGUGCUUGACGACUACAGUGAAGAGCACGGUCUAAACGUUGCUCCCCUUUCCAAGGUUGCAGGUUUCAAGACAGUAUUCCGCCAGAAUGCUGACCCGAGAAAAAUCAGGAACAUUCCAAGGGAAGAGAUGUUUCGCUUUUCACACCAAGUACCUUCAUACUUGCUUACCGGAGAAGAAGGUGAAAAUGCUCCUAAAGGUUUCUUGGAGCUGGAUCCUGCUUCUACACCUAUGGAACUUCUUCAGCUCAUCACUGAUCCUCCAACCCAAGAAAAGGAAAUGCCAGUUGAAAAUUCUUCAAAAGAUGACUUGAAGCACAAGGACAAUUCUAGCGCGAGAAACAAGGCGGCUGAAGCACAGGCAGGGAAGGUUUGGCCUGAGAAUUUGCUGGUAUACAAGCGGAAACGUUUUAAGGUAAAAAGGGAUCAGUGAAGUGAAGUGGGUAGUAGUUGUGAAUAAUAGAAUUGAAUUGAAGAGAUUGUGUUCCAUUUAGCUUUAGAGUUAGCCUAUUCAAUUCAAAUACUUUUGCAAAACCAUAGUUUAUAAUCACCAAUUCAAACUAAAUUGCUUUUGUUGUUAUUGUUGUAUAUUGGCAGUUAGUCCUACAAUUUUGCUUUUGGUUGUUACAUCUGUAGGGCUCUUUGAAAUGCCAAUGUAAGCCAGUUACUAGCUUCUUUAAGUCAAUAAAA
This is a messenger RNA of Vicia villosa (hairy vetch), 3170 nucleotides long. RefSeq lists its product as uncharacterized. NCBI's taxonomy places the organism in Eukaryota, Viridiplantae, Streptophyta, Magnoliopsida, Fabales, Fabaceae. The record is from RefSeq and is a predicted model, not a curated record. The transcript is spliced from 2 exons. The coding region runs from base 469 to 2913 and encodes 814 amino acids.